This is a messenger RNA of Xiphias gladius (swordfish), 2822 nucleotides long. Its product is annotated as syndecan-2-like. Gene Ontology annotation, biological process: cell migration. The coding region runs from base 239 to 1102 and encodes 287 amino acids. The transcript is spliced from 5 exons. Gene Ontology annotation, cellular component: cell surface; membrane. NCBI's taxonomy places the organism in Eukaryota, Metazoa, Chordata, Actinopteri, Istiophoriformes, Xiphiidae. The record is from RefSeq and is a predicted model, not a curated record.
UGCACUACCAAUCCAAACAACUUCUCCGGACCAACUCCACAUCACAAUGCGUCCGGGAGCCGUUCGCCGAGGUGCCGAGAUUUGACCGACUAGCCAGAAACAUCAGUGGAAACGCGACGAGCCAUUUAGCAGCAACACAUUACUUCGUCUUUCAGUGUGUACAAUUUCUCUCCCCCCCACACCCCCGUCACUAUAUACACUUUCCCCUUACAACUGCCGUUUCUUUUUGGAAGUUAAGAUGAGGAAUCUGUGGCUGUUGUUCUUCGUCGGUCUGGCGACUGGGUUCAUCAGUGAAAAACUUUUGGUCUCCUCUCAGUCACCAUUUUUCACGGCAGAUGACCUGUACCUAGAGGGCCGAACAUCAGGUGACCUCCCUAUAGAUGAUGAAGAUGGCGGAGACGACAGAUCAGGCUCAGGAUCUGGAGACUAUGCUUUCAGCGAAAUCUCAGAUACAGAGAUCUUACUCAAGAGGUUCCUCAACAUCUCUAAGACCGCAGUCUCCAAAGAAAUGGUUCCAGUUCAGCCCGAGCCAACAGCAGUCUCUCCUCACACCCCACUAACCACAGCAGCAAGCAGCCAGGAUCAAAAAACUACAGUGAAGACAACACCAUACGUAUUCCCUGAUGGAGACAACGAGGAUGAGAAGGUGCUAGGUACUGACCCAAUAGCUGACUGGUUCACGGAGAGUACCAGCCCCAGCUCCACCAAUGUGCCUCCCAGUGAAACUACUGCAACCGGAUUCAGUACAGACAUCAGUGUAACCAAAGAUACCAAUGAGGACAGCAGUCUGGAUAGUGGGGAUAUCUUGACAUCCAAAGAUGGUGGAGAAAAUGUUUUGAUCGAAGAGGAAGCCACAGGUCGAGGCAGAAUAUAUGUGUUGGACUCUCCUGAAGAGGUGACCUCUGAGAAUGUAUGGGAGAGGACAGAAGUUCUUGCAGCGGUGAUAGCAUGUGGAGUGGUAGGAUUCCUCUUUGCUGUUUUCCUCCUCCUCCUCCUCGCCUACCGCAUGAAGAAGAAAGACGAAGGGAGCUAUGACCUUGGAGACACCAAACUUUCCACAACAGCCUAUCACAAAGCGCCUACCAAGGAGUUUUAUGCCUGAACUGACCAAUAGGGACUUUAAAUGGAAUCUGUCACCUGCCAAUCAGGGCUCGAAAUGGAUCUAUAAACAGCUGAAGAUGAUUCCUCUUGUUGAAGUUUGAAGUCAAGCACCUCUGCUCUUCUUCAGUGCUCUUUAGAUUGUUUUCUUUCAUCUCUCCUAUGUUCCUCCUCUGCCAUCCUUUCAUCUUUGUCUCCACAUAAUGUUCAGUUUUUGUGAAGAAGAGGUCAUAAGAGAACAAAUAAGACUAUUAAAAUGCAUUCCUAUCAUUCCAUCCUAGGGAGGGACAUUUAAUACCCAUCUUAAAUUUUAAGAAAUGAAUGUUCUCUUGAGUAUCACAGCAGAAAACAACCAUUCUAGUCUAACAAAGUAAUCAACUUUAAAGUAUUGAUAACAUUGUGCUUUUGAACCCACAUUACUUUUCAACACUGACAAAUCGAAUGUCCCAUUUAGCAGAACUGAACAGUCCCAGCUCAGCAGGACAGCAUAAAGAAGUAAACAUAUGAAUAGACUUAACACAUUUUGAAUGCUGUUAAAUGAAAUGGUGCCACAUAUAGGAUUAAUAUUACCAAGAAUCUUCAAAAGUUGAUACCCUUUAUUUGCUAUUUGAUUGAUAACAUCUUGCAUUGAUACAUUUCAUUUUCUGUAUGCUUUGCUGAAUUGAAGGUUGUUUUUUUUCAUAUGCUGUCCAGUAUUGGUAGGAGAGAUUUUGUUAUACUGCAGGUAUAUACCUUUGUUGAUUUCUCACAGAUCUUUGACAGUUGUGGACCUGACCAAAUAUAAAUGUGCUUUAUUUGUCUUUUGGAAAAUUAUCUUUAGUAGCUUUUUUUUCGAUGUGUUUGCAUAUUUAGAGAUUAUAUUUCUGUAAGCCAUUUUUUAAGAAGAGAUUUUGGUCUUUUCAUUGCAUUCAUACAGUGGUAGCCUUAAGCACGUAAAAGCCCCUCAACCUUGCAUCUGUCCAACAUUAGUAAUAUUUUCAGGACUGUUUUAUUUGGUGUCUGGGUGCAGUGUGCAUGUGGGACAGGAUUGCUAAGGUAGAGCCAAGGCUAAUGACUAUAAUUCACAAACCGUAUAAGUGACCAGUGUGUGACAAAAGCCAAAGCAAAUUCCUGUCUUACUGUCAACUGUAUACAGCUGUAAUAGCGGGUUUGAAGUUAAAGGGACAGUGCCAGCAUUUACUGUUUCUUGCAGUUUAUGGAAUCAGGGCUUAUUCAUGCAGCAGGGUUGGAGAGUCAAAAUGCAAGCAGUUACAGAUUUCUAUUUCCUCUGAACUGUAAUAACCCACUGGGAGUUUCCAGCCCUGUAAUGGUUACAGUGCUAGUCCGAGUGGUGAGCAUGUCAGGUUUUAAACAUUUUUCCUAAUUCUCAGUUUAUACCUCAACCAGCCAACCAAAGGACUGUGGGAUCUUCUAGAGAGUUUUAGAUCUUCGAUAAGGAUAAAGUUAACAGCAAUGACAACAGGGUGUUAUUCCCUUUUGAUAGCAUGUGAGUUUUUUUACUUGUGGACACCCUGUUAAAAAAAUAUAUAUAUAUUUUUUUUUUAUUGAAAAUAUUGGGGACUUGCCCUAUGUAUAGACUGAGGAAUUUUAUCCAGCUACCCACUGCUUAUUAUGUGUCAAAGAACAAUUCUAUUAACAUCAGCCUCUUAUUGAAAUGGGGGAACAGUUGUCUUGAAGCACUAUUGGUGGCCUUAUUUUAAUGAAAAAGUUAAAUAAUUUUUUUU